Molecule: messenger RNA, 2589 nt
Organism: Parascedosporium putredinis
Lineage: Eukaryota; Fungi; Ascomycota; Sordariomycetes; Microascales; Microascaceae
Source: the annotation of a GenBank genome assembly
AUGGCUGCGAUAGUACACCCGGUGGGUGACAAAGACGUCGAUCAGAAAGUACCGUCGACCGAUUUCUCAUCCCCUUCAUCUGACGUAGUGCCCUCGUGGUCGAUGGAGCAAAAAGAAAUCAUCGAGGCUGGAACCGCCUCGACGGCAAGCGAAGAUUCGAGAUCGCGCGAGACGAGUUAUGCCACAUCGGAAACGACGGAAACGACACUCGAUGCCAACGACGAUCGGCAGCAUGACCUACGCAUGAGCAAAAAGGAAGAGAGGGAGGACUACCCGCCGCUAAGCAACAUCGCGGAGAAUCUACACUAUGAGAGGCACGGUUGGAGCCGGGCGGGCAUCAGGUUUGCCCCUCUCCGCGUGCCGCUGGUUAGGCGCCUGCAGACCCUCGCGGUGCUGGUCCAUUGCACCGCCGUCGUUUUUCUUCCCGCGCUCUUCUUCUUCCUUUGCGCCAUGCCCCUGCUGUGGCCCAUCGUGAUCCCCUACCUCAUCCACCUCUCCGUAUCCACCGCGGCCACCGACGGCAAGCUCAAAUACCGAUCCGAACAUGUCAGGUCGCUGCCUCUUUGGCGGUUGUUCGCCGGCUAUUUUCCAAUCAGGCUGCACAAGACACACGACCUCCCAGCCGACGGAAAGUACAUCCUCGGAUACCAUCCCCAUGGAAUCAUUUCCCACGGUGCAUGGGCGGCUUUCACCACGAAUGCAUUGGGCUUUAACGAAAAGUUCCCGGGCAUCACCAACACGCUCGUCACCUUGGAGUCUAACUUCAAGAUCCCCAUCUACCGUGAUUGGCUCCUGGCUAUGGGGCUGAGGUCCGUAUCUAAGGAGUCGAUUUGGAACACCCUGACCCGGGGUGGGCCCGAUAGCCAGGGAACCGGCCGAGCUGUGACUAUCGUUGUGGGCGGGGCGCGCGAGUCUCUAGAAGCCGAGCCUAGGACGCUGCGUCUAAUCUUGAAGUCGCGCAAGGGCUUCGUCAAGAUGGCUCUCAGGACCGGGGCCGAUCUCGUCCCCGUACUCGCCUUUGGCGAGAACGCCUUGUACGACCAGUUGACGCCCAAGACUCACCCAAUGGUCCACAAGUUCCAGAUGCUGUGUCUCAAAGUUUUCAAGUUUACCCUACCGGCUCUCCACGGCCGGGGGUGCUCAACUACGAUAUUGGACUUAUGCCCUACCGUCGACCGGUCAACAUUGUCGUUGGCAAGCCUAUUCCCGUUGAGAAGGUGGCAACACCGGAGCAGGGAGAAAUCGACAGGCUGCACGAUCUCUGACUUCGCGCGGAAGCACUCACAGGCACUCACAGAAAGCUCCGUAUCCUAUCAGCGACUUCUUAGGAUGUGCCCUACAUCCUUGCGCAAGCGGGCCGCGCGGCUAGCCGAUAAAGUUUCCCACCGUAACCAGUCGAAGCGCAAGGUCAAGGACGAGGACGAGGACGAGGAUCUUCACGAGAGCGAAAGCGACGGGUACGACGACGGCACCGCUAGCGAGGAGGAGGAAGAGAAGAGUAAAACCGCAAAGAAGCGCAAAGUAGCCGCGCCCAAGGCAGCGCCCAAGGCCAGGGCUAAGCCAACGAAGAGACAGAAGAAGGACGGUGACGACAUGACGCCCCUUGCCUCGAGAACGGCGCGCAGCUGGAGGCGUUCACAACUCCAUCCCCAACGCUCUUCACAUUGGAGCCAACGCCUUUGCGCUUUUCCUCAAGUCCCAGAGGAAAUGGACGAACCCCCGCUGGCCGCCGAUGUCGCCAAGCAGUACCGAGAUCUUGCCGCCAAGAAUUCGUACGCGUCGAACCUCCACGUCUUGCCCCACGGGAGCUACCUCGUCAACCUCGCCCAAGCCGACCCCGAGAAGGCGACCCAGGCGUAUACCAGUUUCGUCGAUGACCUGAAGCGAUGCGACGAACUAGGGAUUCGGCUGUACAACUUCCACCCCGGCAACAGCGGCGGCGCCGACAAGGCGGAGGCGUGCGCGCGCAUCGCCGAGAGGUUGAAUGCCGCUCACGCAGAGACGGAGAGCGUCGUCACGGUGCUGGAGAACAUGGCUGGCGGGGGCAACGUCGUGGGCGGGAGGUUCGAGGAGCUACGGGACAUCAUCGAGGGAGUCAAGGAUAAGAAGAGGGUUGCCGUGUGCUUGGACACGUGCCAUGCCUUUGCCGCCGGGUACGAUAUGAGGACGCCCGAGGCUUACAAGAAGACGAUGAAGAACUUUGACGAGGUGGUAGGACUCAAGUACCUCAAAGCUUUUCACAUAAAUGAUAGCAAAGCCCCUCUCGGCUCCAACCGCGAUCUGCACGCCAACAUCGGUACCGGAUUCCUCGGCCUGCGAGCGUUCCACAGCCUCGUCAACGACGAUCAUUUUACCGGCUGCCCCAUGGUCCUCGAGACCCCCAUCGAUCGCAAGGGCCCCGACGGCAAAACGGUCGAGGACAAGCAGGUCUGGGCGGACGAGAUCAAGUUAUUGGAGUGGCUCUUGCAGGACCAAGUCGACCGCAAGGUAGCCAAGGAUGCGAAGAAGGGGCAAAAGGCCACCAAGGGCGCCGCGAAGAAGGCUGGGAAAAAGAAGGUCAAGGAGGAGACGGAUGACGAAAGCGAUUAG